Molecule: messenger RNA, 291 nt
Organism: Echinostoma caproni
Lineage: Eukaryota; Metazoa; Platyhelminthes; Trematoda; Plagiorchiida; Echinostomatidae
Source: the annotation of a GenBank genome assembly
CGUCGUGAUGUGACUGGAUCACAGCUGGUCACUCCAUCCGAACGACCGGUAUCCGAUCAACCUGACGACCUGUCUCUUAAAGACAGGUCCGCAACCUUACUUUCAAAUCCGGAAGAUGAUGUGCCUGCGAAACGUUGCCGAACAGAUGCCGACUCACUAAGCGACAGCAGUAACCGUGCUGAAGACCCAAGCGCUGUAUGGCGUACAUCAGCCAAGUCGCAAUCCUCAUCUGGGGUGGCGAAGACUCAAGAUGAGGAAUUUGAUGAAUAUUUUUCGGACAUGCUCCUUUAG